AUGAGGAAAAGAAGAAAUAUUGGCAGUCAAGAAAUGGGAUCUAAUGAAAUACAUAGGAGAAGAGAAACGCAGGGUACACUACCAAGAGACUUAUAUUGUUGCCGCUUCGCGUGGGAAUUAUCCAAAGUCAGAUUUCUUGUUACAACUUUUCUGCUGUCUGCUUCCCUGCUAGUACUUUUAACCUGGUGGUCUUUCCAUGUAUCCAUUGACUAUCUGAAAAUCAUUUUCACUCUUUCUGCCAUAUUCGGGAUUCCCCUUGGUUUCAUAGUGAUGAUGAUCAUAAUUGCAGAAAGAGAUGCUAGUGUCUUGUCGAUGAAGAACAGAAUGCAUUUUCUUAAUCAGGUUAUUGAAAAUCGAGCAGGAGUUACCAUGGAUAAAUGGGAUUUGAUCGCGGCUAAUAUGAACCGAAUAUUGAUAUCAAGUGGGUCAUGCUCGGACGCUGGUUACUUCUUCAAUGGCGAGAUGUGCUAUGAUAAGUUUAGGCGCUUGUUUAUGCCAGAGUCUAAGAAGACUAAGUACGUAGAGUUAGACCCAUACAUCGACAAGGCUCUGAGGAUCUAUAAAGCUAACGUUAGUGCGUACUGGUCGGAGAAUAUCGAAGGAGCUUUGGAUAGAGAAUUCAAUGGUCAGUAG
Lachancea fermentati is the source of this 633-nucleotide messenger RNA. The record is from the annotation of a GenBank genome assembly. NCBI's taxonomy places the organism in Eukaryota, Fungi, Ascomycota, Saccharomycetes, Saccharomycetales, Saccharomycetaceae.